UAUUCUACUAGACAACCAUGGCUGAUCAGGCAACUGAGAAUGCCGCAUCGGACACUGUUUCGAAUAUAACCAAGUCAGAAGUGUCUGAAGGUGGCAGCAAAUCUACGAGUAUGUUGUCAAACAUAAGGACAAUUUACUCUUCUCUCCUGAGCACAUCCACUGGUCCCUUUCCCGUCCCCGACCCCGUCCCCGAACUCUACGCGUGUCGUCAGGCACUAGUGUCGGACAUCAAGGACAUUGAGACUCUGGAGACCGCCUUGACCAGGGCAGUAUUUGGAGAGGUCAACCUAGCACAGCUCAUAGACAGAAAUAUCUGCAAAAGCCUAUUAAAUGUCGAUAAAGAGUUAGUAGCCUUCAUAGCAGUAUUGGACCAUCCCAACCUGGCCUUGUUAUCCCAUAAGUGCAGUUGGAAAAACUGGAUCCGACGAUACUACAGAUUGGAAUCUAUCAAUCCAUGGAAUUCUCUAUUUAUACAUUAUCUGGUUUGGGAUAGUAAAUAUACCAAUUUCUUGCCGACAAUCCUGAAAUCCUUGUAUAAAAACUACGUACACGUUGAGAACAUCCUGAUGGUUAUUCCACCUGGGAUCAAUAUGUUUCCAGAAAUUUCCUUACACUUCACUCCGAUCUUCCCGCAAGGAGAGGGCACUGAAAAAUCGUUUAAGACCUUAACUCAGACCCUCUACCUCAACUUGAGGCUGGACGUUGUGAAAAAGCUGAUCAUUCGACGAGCUGGGGAGGAAGACAACAUCGACGUACAGCCUCUGUUGUUCCACCAGUACGACGUGUUGCGCUACGUAUUCGGUGACUUCAAGCUGGGCGAUGUAAUUGACCUUGGUGACAAGAACAAAUCCAUCCUUGUUGCUGAGAAGACUAGUGAGGUAACGGUCGGUGCCAUGGUGGUGACGACGGAUGUUGACUAUCACCACAUCAACGAGUUUUUCUACUUACCAGUAGCUGACGUGCUAUGCCACCUUGAUCAGACCCGCUCCGAUAUCAGCAAGCAGACUCACGUCUUGGAUAAGAGAGACUUUUCUAUCGUUUUCACGAAGGAGGAAGAUUUACUUUCACUGAAACCAGAUGUUUUCCGUGAAGAGUCGGAGGAAGAUACAGAAUCGGUUGACAGAUAUGUCCCGUUUGGCGGAACGGAUGAUAAAUCCGUAUCCUCUAUUUACUUGUAUGACGAAGAGAGAGAGUUCAGAAUAGUGGACCCUGCCAUGGAAUAUCUGCUGAACAAGACAAAGCGGGGUUUUCUAGAGCAGCAGUCAAGCAUUGAUGCGAACUAUCCCAGAGACUCCAUGGACUCUUCAUCUUCGGAUAUUAACGCCUACUAUGGAAGGCCAAGCUGGUCUGUGCACACGGAGAAAAAGUUUACUGCUCCUGUAGCUGCCAAAGACCACCCUAUACCCAUACAUAAGGAGCGGCUACCCUAUAACGGCCCCGAGGAUGGCUUCAAGAUAUCUUUGUUCGCUCUGCAUCCAGAUCUGGAUGACAGGUACGCAUUUGAUUUGUUGGAAACUGCAUUUGAAUGUUACCCAGACAAACAAUACUGCCUGCUAUCCUUGCCUACUUCCUACCAAGGUUCACCUCUCACUCGACAUUUCGUCAGGUUGACGCCGAAACUGUGCAGAGACUUUCCACACGAGUUGUACAUGGCCCAUCGUAACUCAGUUUUCAGUGACUUCAGUGUACGACCGUUGUCCUUAGUGGACUACGACCCAAUCACAGAGUUGGUCGAACACGUUGCGAGUGGAAGGAAGGUCAGGAGAGCGAUCGUCAACUGUCAGAUAGAUGACAGCGACGGCAGUGUAGGCUACGUCCUGGAGUGUGAAGGCUGCAUUGUGGGAGUCGCUGUUAUUUCAAAAGACUUCGCGCUGCAGGAGAUGCAGCCUCACUACAGGCUGGAGGAGGUGCUGUCUCUGAACUGCUACGGGUGGGAGAGACACGGUCUGCUAAGGCACGUGCUCGUCAGCGUGGCGUUCCUGAGGGCGGCACCGUUCUUCCUCAGGCAGAUAAUGCACCAAGAGGGUCUAGACACGCUCAGCUACUGUCUGCUCACCACGGACCUCAUCACCAAGACAGACAUAUCCUUGGCGACGGUAAUGAGCGAGCUGUGCCCCGUGCGGCCCAGGAAUAGGAUCCAGUACCACGUGGACUCCCUGGAUGUCGUGCCAGAGGAAUCAGUGACUAACAAGGAUAUCGACUACGCUCUAUUUGUCACCAAUGAGACCCACCUCAGUGUGCCUAAACUGGAACUCAACUACCGGAUUGUUGUCGUGGGCUCUUCUAAUACAGCACUCUCAUUCUUAGAACACCUUAUUUUUAACUCAAGUAAUGACCAUAUAAGGUACAACAACUUGACGCUGAUAUCUAUUCACGGAUUGCCAAAGACUUUCUUGUCCCAUCAGGCGGGAGACAUGAUGUUGCCUCACACCGGUUUGUAUACCAGAGACUACAUGGCCAGGCUCAGUUUGCAGACACACGUCAACAUCCUUUAUGGUGUAGUCACUGUCAUUAAUAGACAAGAGAAGAUGAUCUGCCUGAACGACCAACACUGGCUGCGGUACGACUACCUGUACCUGUUCACUGGUGUGCAGUACUGCAAACCCAUGCCGGCUACCGCUCACGUAGACGCUGACACCUGCCAGAAAUCUGUUGAUGUACGGGAAAUUCACACCAGGGAGGCCAGAGAGUUGGGUGAAAAUAUCUUCCUAAUUAACACCACAGCGGAUGCCGUCAUAGCCCUGGGCACAUUGAAGAAAAUAGUUUUGGCGUCUAAAAAGUCGGGAAAAAUUAUCGUACACGGUGGCUGCAUAAAUAUCUACACCUGCACACAGUCCUUACUGACGUUCGGGGUGCCAGGUCACAAGAUUGUCAUAGUCGAGAACUCUGAUACGUGCAGGCUUUGUGGACUGGACACCAACACUACGAUAGAGAAGACCAUCAUCCGCUCUCUACAAGAGCUUGGAGUGGUGAUCUACCAUGGUUAUCAUCUGGUCAACUGGAAGGUGAAGAACUCGCAGAUCCACAAAGUGUUAUUCCACACGGACUUUGGCAGUCCGCUCAUCAUCGACUGUCUGGCCUUGUUUUACUAUGGACGCAGAGUCACGUCUGCUAAGACCUACUCAGCACUGGUGGGGUCUGGUAUCGUCUAUAAUGACGGCAUCAUUAUUAACAGCAGAUUCCGCACUAAUGACCAGUUCAUCUACGCGGCAGGCCCGGGGACCAAAUACAGUGGUAGAUACCAAAAUGCCCAGGCCAACCACUCCUACUUCAGCUCCAGAGAAGUAGGCCGCUUGGCGAGCGAGAUGUUCCGGGAGGUGAUGGAGCCGAAGCCGCGGGAAAUGGAGGACGACCAGUCCACUAAUGUGGACCUGUUGCCGAAGAUGAGCGACCCGGUGGUGCUUGUGGCUCAACUUCCGGGGGACUGGAAUUACGUGCGCAUAUCCGCCCCGGGCAUUCCGCUGCCGCUAGAGUGUCAACUGCACGGCCAGGGCGAGAGUGGACCUGUGCUGGUCACUGGAGAUCCAAUAGAUGCCAAGGGUUCCGGCUACUUCCAGCUUUCUCUGUCCGUGUAUGGUAUGGUGCGUGAGAUUGCCUGUCUUUCGAAAAAGGAGAUACCUCACGACAAUCUCCGGUGUUUGUACGGUAAACAUGAGCGGCUCCUGAACAAUCUCUUGGAGCGUUACAACGUCGGUCUAAUUACAGAUCUCUACGCCUUCUUCAACCAGCCUUGGGCCUACGCAUUGUACACCACUGGAUUCACCGAACUGGCGCGAGAGUGUGCAGAUAUUUAUCAGACAAAUGAAGACGCUGGUUUAGCCACAUCGCGUGAUAUGGAUGACACCUACAGUUUUCUUCGAUUAAGUGAAAGGUCUAAGCGGAUGUCUCUGGAGGACCAGGAGAAGAUAAUACAGAUGUACAAGAACUCGUCUGUACCAUUGUAUGUGGAGAACCUGACACUCAAGUACGUCAGUGAACACAAGCUACAGCUACCUAUGUACAUCAGGGAUGAUCACAUCGCUUCUAUAUAA
Homalodisca vitripennis (glassy-winged sharpshooter) is the source of this 4031-nucleotide messenger RNA. Its product is annotated as cilia- and flagella-associated protein 61-like. NCBI's taxonomy places the organism in Eukaryota, Metazoa, Arthropoda, Insecta, Hemiptera, Cicadellidae. Gene Ontology annotation, molecular function: oxidoreductase activity. The transcript has 25 exons. The record is from RefSeq and is a predicted model, not a curated record. The coding region runs from base 18 to 4031 and encodes 1337 amino acids.